Molecule: messenger RNA, 744 nt
Organism: Prunus armeniaca (apricot)
Lineage: Eukaryota; Viridiplantae; Streptophyta; Magnoliopsida; Rosales; Rosaceae
Source: the annotation of a GenBank genome assembly
AUGGGAGAGUUUCCGCCCCAAAAGACGCAAAAACUGCAGGAGACUUCAGUGUCUGUCAGACUUGAACUUCACUUAUCCGUUGGAGCUCUUACAAUGUUUCUUCUCAAGGCAUGGAGACAAACAGCUUUCGGGAUUUAUGGGUAUCUGAAUUUCACCAAGUCUGGUUUCAUAGAACAUUCAAAGCAAUUCAAGCCAGAGGAUACGCAAACUCGGAUAGAAGGGAAAAAUUGCGUUGUAACAGGAGCCAAUUCUGGCAUUGGUUUUGCGACUGCCGAGGGACUUGCAUCACGUGGGGCAAAUGUGUAUAUGGUAUGUCGAAAUAAAGAGAGGGGUGAAGCUGCGCAAUCUAAAAUUCAGUCUGACACAGGAAACCAAAAUGUUCAUUUGGAGGUCUGUGAUCUUUCUUCUGUUAGUGAUAUCAAGUCAUUUGCGUCGCAGUUUUCCUCAAAGAAUGUUCCAGUGCACAUUUUGGUGAAUAAUGCUGGUCUGCUUGAGCAUAAUAGAAUUACCACAUCAGAAGGGUUUGAGUUGAACUUUGCAGUUAAUGUAUUAGGCACCUAUGCAAUGACGGAAUUGAUGUUGCCAUUGCUGGAGAAAGCUGCACCUGAUGCACGGGUUAUUACUGUUUCUUCUGGUGGAAUGUACACCACACCCUUGACCAAGGAUUUACAGUUUAGCGAUGAAAACUUAAUGGGGGGCAGCAGUAUUCUCAGAACAAGAGAGUUCAGGUUUGAUGAUCUGUAA